AUGGCUAAUGCCUCCCCAGACCUGGACAACGCGGAUGCCCAGCGCCAGCUCAACAACAACAACCGACCAAUCGGCUCCGGGUUCUGGGAAACUGAGUGCACCAGCUCCAAACUGUUUGAGUGCUCCCGCAUUAAGGCCUUGGCAGAUGAACGAGAUGCGGUGCAGAAGAAGACUUUCACCAAGUGGGUUAACUCCCAUCUGUCCAGAGUUUCCUGCCGUAUAUCUGACUUAUACAACGACCUGAAGGAUGGAUACAUGCUCACCAGACUCCUGGAGGUCCUCAGUGGAGAGCUCCUGCCGAGGCCCACACGGGGGCGUAUGCGUAUCCACUACCUGGAGAACGUUGAUAAAGCCCUGCAGUUCCUUAAAGAGCAGAGGGUUCACCUGGAAAACGUCGGUUCACAUGACAUUGUGGAUGGAAACCACCGCCUCACCCUUGGCCUUAUCUGGACCAUCAUCCUACGCUUCCAGAUCCAGGUGAUCAAAAUAGCAACGGAGGAUAACAGAGAAACCCGCUCUGCAAAGGAUGCCCUGCUGCUCUGGUGCCAGAUGAAGACCGCAGGGUACCCUGAGGUCAACAUCCAGAAUUUCACCACCUGCUGGAGAGACGGCCUUGCCUUCAACGCCCUCAUUCACAGACACAGACCUGACCUAAUAGAGUUCCACAAGCUCACGCGGUCCAAUGCAACCCACAACCUCCAGCAAGCCUUCAACAUCGCCGAGCAGCACCUGGGCCUCACCAAACUCCUGGACCCUGAAGAUGUGAACACAGAGAACCCAGAUGAAAAGUCCAUCAUUACCUAUGUGGUCUCCUACUACCAUUACUUCUCCAAAAUGAAGGCUCUUAUUGUGGAGGGCAAGAGGGUUGGCAAGGUGCUCGACAAUUGUAUCGAGGCAGAGAAGAUUGUCAACCGCUAUGAGGCUCUGGCGUCCGACCUGCUGGAGUGGAUAGAAAAGACCAUCGCGGUCAUCAGCAACCAGAAGUUUGCCAACUCGCUGACGGGAGUGCAGCAGCAGCUACAGGCCUUCACGACCUACUGCACCAUAGAGAAGCCCAUCAAGUUUCAGGAGAAGGGGAAUCUUGAGGUCCUUCUCUUCACCAUCCAAAGUAAACUCAGAGCCAACAACCAGAAACCCUACGUGCCUCAUGAUGGGAAGCUCAUCUCCGACAUCAACAAGGCCUGGGAGAGGCUGGAAAAGGCAGAACAUGAGAGGGGCGUGGCUCUACGUAAGGAGUUGAUUCGUCAGGAGAAGCUGGAGCUGCUGGCUCAAUGCUUCGACCACAAAACGACCAUGAGACAAGCGUGGCUCAAUGAGAACCAGAGACUCGUUUCUCAGGACAACUUUGGCUAUGACCUACCAGCAGUUGAGGCGGCAAUGAAGAAACACGAGGCCAUCGAGGCGGACAUAGCUUCUUAUGAAGAACGAAUAGGGGUGGUGGUUGAGCUGAGUGCAGAGAUGGAGUCGGAGGGAUACUACGACAUACGACGCAUCCUGGCACGAAAGGAGAACAUCCUGGGCCAGUGGAGUCUGCUGAAGGAGCUGGUGGCUGGACGGAGGACCAGGCUGGAGAAGAACCUGGCUCUACAGAAGACUUUUCAGGACAUGGUCUACAUGAUCGACUGGAUGGAGGACACACAGGUCCAGCUGCUGUCGAAGGACUUUGGGAAGCAUCUCCUGGAGGUGGACGACCUGCUGCAGAAACACAGCUUGCAGGAAGCCGACAUUGGCGCGCAGGCUGAGAGGGUCGAGACACUCAACACUGCCGCACUCAAAUUCACAACUAUAGAGGGCUACCAACCUUGUGACCCACAGGUGAUCUGUAACCGUGUCAACCACGUCUCCUCCUGUUUGGAGGAGCUGAAACAACUGGCAGAUAAAAGACGCUCAGAGCUUGAAGAGUCGAGGCAACUGUGGGCCUUCUUUCAGGAGCUGGAGGAGUCGGAGGCCUGGAUCAGGGAGAAGAGCUCCAUCCUGGGAGCUCAGGGUUACGGGAAGGACCUGAGCAGUGUGUUGAAGUUACUUCAAAAACACAAGACGCUGGCUGGAGAACUACUCGCUCAUCGCUCGCUGCUUCAGAACACCAUGAAGCAAGGAAAGCAGAUCCUGAGUGAGCAGAGCUUCGCCAUGGCGGGGAUCCAGGACCGCAUCAUGGAGGUGAAGACUGAGUGGAAGAGUCUGGAGGACCAGGCGGCGCAGCGUCUUGGCCACCUGCAGGAGGCACUAAACUAUUUCCAGUUCUCGACGGAGACGGACGACCUGGUGGCCUGGCUGCAGGACGCUUACCGCCUGGUCUCCAGUGAAGACUUCGGACACGAUGAGUACUCCACCCAGUCGCUGCUGAAGAAACACAGAGGGGUCAGCGAGGCCAUCGACAAACACCGACUGCAUGUGGUGGCGCUGCGCAAACACAUGGUGGCGCUGCCUCUGCGAUACCGUGAACAGGAGGAGUCACAGGUGCGUAUGGGAGAGGUGGAGCAGCUCUAUACUGAGGUGAUUGAGGUGGCGGUGCUCAGGCAGCAGUGGCUCCAUGAUGCCCUUGCAGUCUACCGCAUGUUCAGUGAGGUCAAUUCCUGCGAGCUGUGGAUUGAUGAAAAGGAGCAGUGGCUGGACAAGAUGGAGAUCCCAGAGAAGCUGGAGGAUGUGGAAGUGGUGGCACACAGGUUUGAGAGUCUGGACCAGGAGAUGAACAGCCUAAUGGGAAGGAUCCUGGACGUUAACCAGAUAGUCCAGCAGCUCCUGGAUGGAGGUCAUCCUUCUUCUACAGAAGUCAGAGGAUGUCAGGACCACCUCAACUCCAGGUGGAACAGCAUUGUGGAGCUGGUUGAGCUGAAGAAAGAUCAGCUGGACUCGAUGUUACGCCUGCAGAACUACCUGCUGGAGUGCGCUGAGAUCAAGUCCCAGAUCCAGGACAAAAGAAAAGCCAUCGAUGCUACUCAGUACAUGGGCAGCGACCUGGGCGGAGUCCUGGCUCUGCAGAGGCGGCUCACCACCAUGGAGGGAGCCCUGUCUGUUCUGGAGCCCAAACUCCUACAUCUACAGGAAGAGGCGGAGCAUCUGGCAACCGUCCACGGAAGCCGGGCCAUGGAGGUUCUCGUUCCUUUUGAUGGCAUCAGUGUGGAGUGGGAGGAGCUGAAACGCACCCUGCAGGGCUGUGAAGACUCACUGAUGGUGGCUAGCAGGCUGCAGAGCUUCAUACAGGACCUGGACUCGUUCCUCACCUGGUUGGUCCAGACGCAGACCUCUGCUGCCUCAGACCAGCUGCCCAACGACCUCGAGGAGGCAGAGAAACUCAUCAACAAACAUGCUGCCCUAAAGGAGGAGAUCGGACGGUAUGAAGAAGACUAUGAGCGCCUGCAGGCCAUGAAUGAGCUGCUGGAGUCAGAGGAGGCUCCUCUCCCCCAGGCCGCCCUGCAGCAGUGGCUCCAGAAGCUGGAUGUCGGCUGGAACAAACUUCUGGAGAUGUGGGAGAGCAGGAGAGAGGUUCUGGUCCAGGCGCAUAUUUUCCAUCUGUUCCUUCGAGAUGUUAAACAGGCCGAGUCCUUCCUCAACAACCAGGAGUCCGCCCUGGCUCACGUGGAGCUGCCGACCACGGUGGAAACAGUCGAAGCAGCCAUAAAGAAGCACAAGGACUUCACCACCACGAUGGAGCUGAACCUGCACAGGAUCAAAGCUGUGAUCGAGGCUGGAGAGAGCCUGAUCAGCCAGAACAACAUCUACUCAGAUCGCAUCAAGGAACGCAUCGACACGCUCGCCAACAGGGGAAACCAGAACAGAGAGCUGGCCCAGCAGUGGCUGGACAAACUGAACGACCAAUGGGAACUUCAGAGGUUUCUUCAGGACUGUCAUGAGCUCGGGGACUGGGUGUGUGAGAAGAUGCUAAUGGCGAGGGACAGCAGCCGAGACGAGACCCAGAAGCUUCAUAAGAAAUGGCUCAAGCACCAGGCCUUCAUGGCCGAGCUGGCCCAGAAUAAGGAAUGGCUAGACAAAAUUGAGAAGGAGGGCCAGCAGCUGAUCCAGGAGAAGCCGGAGCUCAGCCCGGUCGUUCGAAGGAAGCUGGAGGAGAUCAGGGAGUGCUGGCAGGAUCUGGAGAGUACCACCCAGGCGAAAGCCCGUCAGCUCUUUGAGGCUAACAAGGCAGACCUGCUGGUUCAGAGCUAUGAAAGCCUUGACCAUAGACUCGGCCAGCUGGAGGGUCAACUGGUGUACGUGGACCCGGGACAGGACCUCACCACUGUCAACAAGCAGCUGAAAAAACUACAGACCAUGGAGACCCAGAUGGAGGAGUGGUAUAAGGAGGUGGGUCAGCUCCAGGUGCAGGUGUCCACCAUCCCGCAGCACACGCAGGUGAAGGAGAAUGUCGGCGGGCGGCAGGCUGCCGUAGAGGCCAGGAUGGUGCGUCUGAUCGAGCCGCUGAAGGAGAGGCGGCGCAUCCUGCUGGCGUCAAAGGAAGUUCACCAAGUUGGACGAGACCUGGAAGACGAGAUUUUGUGGGUUCAGGAGCGCCUCCCCAUGGCCAUGUCUCAGGAGCACGGCUCCACUCUGCAGGAGGUCCAGCAGCUCAUGAAAAAGAAUCAGACCCUUCAGAGGGAGCUGCAGGGCCACAGGAGCCGGAUCGAUGACGUUUUGGAGAGGGCAGGGAUCAUAGCGUCCAUACGCAGCCCUGAGGCCGACUGUGUCAGGGCAGGGCACGACCAGCUGGCCCAGCUGUGGGCUCUGCUCUGGACAGAGACCGAGAGGAGGCAGCUGAUUCUUGAUGCCAUGUACCAGGCCCAGCAGUACUACUUUGACACGGCCGAGGUGGAGACCUGGCUCAGCGAGCAGGAGCUGCACAUGAUGAACGAGGAGAAGGGGAAGGAUGAACCGAGCACACUGCAGCUUCUGAAGAAACACUUGAUCCUGGAACAGACCAUCGAGGACUACGCCGAGACCAUCGGCCUGCUGUCACAGCAGUGUCGACAGCUGCUGGAGAUGGGGCAUCCAGACUGCGAGUACAUCAGCAAGCGUCAGUCUCAGAUCGACCGUCUGUACGUGUCUCUGAAGGACCUGGUGGAGGAGAGGAAGAGCCGCCUGGAGCAGCAGUACUGGCUCUACCAGCUCAACAGGGAGGUGGACGAGCUGGAGCAGUGGAUCGCUCAGAGGGAGGUGGUUGCCAGCUCGCCUGAACUCGGUCAAGACUUUGAGCAUGUUACUGUCCUGCAGGAAAAGUUUACAGAGUUUGCGUCAGAGACAGGCAGUGUGGGACAAGAGCGAGUGACCGCUGUGAACCAGAUGGUGGACGAGCUCAUUGACUACGGCCACUCAGAGGCCGCCACCAUUGCUGAAUGGAAGGACGGGGUGAAUGAGGCCUGGGCAGAUUUACUGGAACUGAUGGAGACCCGGGCGCAGAUGCUUGCUGCCUCACACCAGCUGCACAAGUUUUUCUCUGACUGCCGAGAGGUUUUGACUCAAAUUGAGGACAAACAUCAGAGGCUGCCGGAGGUUCGGGCUCGUCAGGGCAGCACUGCCAACACCAGCACCCUGCAGAGACUCCUGCACAGCUUUGAACAGGACAUACAGCUGCUGGUCACACAAGUGCGUCAGCUGCAAGAGAGUGCAGCCCAGCUGAGGACAGUAUACGCUGGCGAGAAGGCCGAUGCCAUCGCCUGCUGCGAGCAUGACGUGAUGCAGUACUGGAAAGAGUUGCUUACAUCCUGCGAGGAGUGUCGACUACAGAUUACCACUGAGACGGACAAGCUGAGGUUCUUUGGCUUGGUUCGAGAUCAGAUCAUUUGGAUGGACUCAAUCAUCUGUCAGAUCGGGACGGGAGAGAAACCCAGGGACGUGUCCUCAGUAGAGGUGCUGAUGAAUUAUCACCAGAGUCUGAAGAGUGAAGUAGACGCUCGCAGUCAGAGCACCCUGGAGUGUAUCGAGAUGGGUAAAACCCUGCUGGCUGCGAGAAACCCAGCAGCUGAAGAGAUCAAGGAGAAGCUUGAGAAGGUUAUUGGUAAGCAGCUUGAGCUGUCUGAGAAGUGGGACAAGCACUGGGAAGUCUUACAGCAAUUGUUGGAGGUUCACCAGUUUGCCCAGGAGGCGGUGGUGGCCGAAGCGUGGCUGACCGCUCAGGAGCCGUUCAUCAGCAGCAAGGAGCUGGGAGGGAGUGUUGACGAGGUGGAGCAGCUGAUUCGUCGACACGAGGCCUUCCGCAAAGCUGCCGCCACCUGGGAGGAGCGAUUCAGCUCGCUGCGACGACUCACCACGGUAGAAAAAUUGAAAGCAGAGCAAAGUAAACUACCCCCAACGCCUCUGCUGGGUCGGAAAGUCUUCCUAGACCCCCAAGAUGCCUCACUAACUCCAUCCACUCUCCCCCGCCUCCCAAUCUCCCCCGUAGCCAGACAGACCAUCUAUGAACAGAACGAAGCCAGCUCUCCUCCCUCUCCCUCACCUGCUACUCCAACACCUUCUCCUUCAUCUGUGGCGCGUCGACUGGGCUCCACAGUCGCUAACUACAUCCCCGUGAUGAACGGUUCCAGCUACCGCCACACCCUGGAGGCGCGACAGGGUGCUGUGGUUGGAGUGGCUGCAGGAAUAGGCAAGCCUUCGCCUUCCUCGAUCGCAUCGAUAGCCACAGCGGCCAUGCUAGUAUCAGCCAACCAGGCGCGAGAGGGCACCAGUGCAGCGAAAGACCAGGCGGUAAAGGUAAUGAGUCAUCUCCAUCCAGCACAGGCUGCAAGGACACUGGAGACGAAAACGUCCCCAUAUCUGAGGCAGCCAAAAAUCAAACAUUUGGAUGACGCAGUGACGCCGCUGCUUGUGGCCAGCCGACUGGAGAAAGCGAGGGAGAGAGAAAGAGGGAGAGAGCGGGAGAUAAUGAUGGGAGAGAUCGGGACAGAGAAAGCGGAGGUGGCUGUGAUGGCCGAGGUGGUGCUACAAGAGCCUGGCAGGGAGCGUCUGCACAGCGAGCCCACCAGAGGGCCCCGAGUCAGGACUGACCCUUUAGGCCACGCUGAGCCCCAGGUCCAGACCCACGGCCACCGAGGAGAUCACAAGAUAGAAAGGCAGCUGUCCAGCGAGCAGCUGAUCCAGGCACGCAGGGACGAGUUGCCUCAGGAGGUGUGGAGGGAACAUGCAGAGAGGCGGGAUAGACGGACGCUGGAGAGACAAACGUCAAGUGAGAAGGAGGGCCAUGGAGGCCACGAGGGCCGACGAAGAGAAAGAGAUCGACACCGGCUGGAGAGGCAGGAAUCCAGCGAGCACGACACGGGGAAGGAGCACUCAGACAGACGCUCGGCAGGAGGAGAAAAGAGAUCCACCCUGCUAGAAAUUGUAGAGCAGCUUCAAGAAAGAGAAGCAGCACAGGCCCGUGGUGAGGUGCCCCGCCUGCCCAACGGAAUACCAGAAAAGUCUUCCCGUCCCGAGCGGCCUAGAGCUCGGGACAGACCAAAACCCCGGCGGCGACCACGACCCAAAGAGGCCGGAGAGACAACACGGCGGUCCAGGUCUGCUCCGGCCCAGAGCAGCCCGGCAGUCCCCCAGCCGCCAACACACACCGCACACCAUGAGGGCUUCCUUUUCCGCAAGCUGGACAUCGAGAGCCUGAAGAAGAGCACUAAUAGCAGGUCAUGGGUCAACCUCUACUGCGUGCUGAACAAAGGGGAGAUGGGCUUUUACAAGGACGCCAAGAACACUACCACGUCCUACAACAACGAGCCGCUGCUCAACCUCUCCCACUGCCACUGCGACGUCACCAACGGUUACAAGAAGAAGAAGAAUGUCUUCACGCUCAAGACAAAGGAUGGCAGCGAGUUUUUGUUUCAUGCAAAAGAUGAGGAGGACCUCAAAUCAUGGGUCAACAACAUCACCGCGAGUAUUACAGAGCACGAGGAGAUUGCCAAAUGGGGUCAGCCCCAACCAACUACCUCAUCCACCGACGAGGGCACGCGCCGCGACGGGAGCAAGGCGGACAACAGGUCGGAGCGAGGGGGCGAGCGCUCGGACAUGGCCGAUCGUAUUGAGCGGGCAGACAAAGAAAGCGAAAAAGAGAAGGAGAAGGAGAAGGAGAGGGAGAGAGGCGAGCGGUCAGAAAGGUCAGAACGGGGUGGGAAGUCGGACGCAAAGCGCUCAGAAAAGUCAAGUAAGAAAAAGUGAGCUGGACGACAGAUAUUGUCGGGAUUGAAGCAUCUGAACUCCAAAUAGGAGGCGGGGUCAAAGACUGGCAGUGAACGCCCCCCCCCCCUCCUCCUCUCUGCCUCCAGCACUGUCAGCGAAGCGGUUGUGUUUGGAUGGAAAGUGACACACAGGACAGAAGGAUUGACCCAGGCUCACUUACAGGACAGGAUAUGGAGCAGGAGACAUCUUUCUCUCUCUCUCUCUCUCUCUCUCUCUCUCUCUCUCUCUCGUUCGCUCUCGCUCUUCUUCUUGUGUCUUGGUGAGAGCACACACAGUUUACCUAUGCCCCCUGGUGGCAGUUUCAGAGAACUGCAGAGGGAGUUUUGUGCUGCUGGACCCUCCCCCCCCCCGGCAGCGUUAAUGCAAGAGAGCGGGACGGGAAACACGCGUCACGUUUACUCCAAGGCUGUUACUGAUUGCUGGUAGUACGAUAAAACGUAGCUCAUUCUGUUCCAUGUUUGAUUUUUUCUAUGAGAGGCGCUGUAUCUGUAUGUAUUUCCUGUCUGUCCGUCCUAUCUACUGUAUCUUAUCUGUCUGUCUGUAAGUCAAGACAUCCUACACUAUGUCUUAUUACUCCUCAGAAACUGAAAGAGAAUGAAAGAAAGCCAAAAUGUUUUACAGACUUCAAAAACUUAGAGAAACAUGAUGUGUUGUUUUCUCACUCGUCCGUUCUGUCUCGAGCUCUGAACAAACAAUAACGCGGGAAUGAAACUGGUUUUUCUUUGAAUCUCAAAACAGCACUGAACCACAAACAUCCACAUGCACCACUGAUGUAUGAACACUACUCGACAGAAAACAGUUUUGUGGGAAGAUGCACAGAUGAUGAUGAUGAUGUAGGACGUGAGAAGAGUAGAUGGCCUCAAAGCAAUCAGGACAGAAAACAGAGGAAUGAAUGAAUGUUUAAUCACUGCCCUGAAACAUAACCAAGGGCUUUUAAUUUUAACCCAAGUGAAGGAUCACAACUGCAAAAAUGACUUCAAUGUUCUUACAGUUUAUGUUGGAUUCUGUCCAAGAAGAGCAGCUUUCAUUUAUUUAUUUAUUUAUAAAGAGCUUAUUUAGGAUUGAAGGUUUUUUUUUCUGUUGCACUGAUGGGAGGCUUUAACCUUUUAAUUAAAGACUUCAGACGGUACGGUCACAGCGGCUAACAAGGCUCCAAGGUGUAAUUAAUAAGAGAUAAGACUGCACAGUUUGAUGAGUGAUCACAACGAGAUAAAAACGUAAUCUGAUGAUUGACUCUGGUUUUUCGAGAGGCCUCGUUUGUUAAAAUUUUAAUUAAGGUUACAAAAUAGCAAAAAAGUGAAUGCCUUUUUAUUUUGGCUUUCUGUAGAGGCUGAGAUUGAUUGUUUUCUAUCUUAGAGGGAAUCAGAGAAAUUCCCGGUAACCUGACCCUCAGUUUUUCAUGAAUAACAUUUUUGGCUUGGUCAUAAGCACAAAAUCAGCGCCUGGCAUGUUUUUAAUGAAUGAGGCCCUCAGGCUAAAAAAAAACAAAAAAACAAAAAGAAACAGGCCCUCGUCUACUCUUUUAUUCUCUCACUACUUCAAACUACUCUUUUGUUUUUUCUCUUUUGGUUACUCACACAAAUCUUUGGCAUCCUUUUUUUGAAAACAGAUAUGAAGUGUGUAUGUACACGAGCGUGUGUGUGUGUGUGUGCGUGCGUGUGCAUGUUUGUGCUGCUGCUCUCUGCUCCCAGGGUCUCCAUAGCUCUCAGGUUAUUUAUGUUAGUAUGUGCUUACAGUGUGCUACAUGUGUUUAUAUGUUCGUCCGCUCAUAUGACACAUCGGUCUUCCAGACACGUCUGAUCCAACACACAUUUUCACACACUGAUUGUCUCAUUAUUCUUCAUCCCAUUAGUGAAGAACGAGACGAGGAUGAAUGACUGGAUGAAUAAGAGGAUGAAGUGACACGCCGCUGAGAGGCAGGAUUUCAGACUGACCAAAUAUUUAGAGAAACAUGGGUCACAGUGUCCGUAUGUUGUGAGAUGAUUGCAUGUUUUGCUUGGAGAGAAAAUCACUCGUCACAUACAGCUCGUCUUUGUAGCCCACAGACUCAGCAUCCACUCGUGUGUUUAUGUUUGAACUCGCCCACAAAGCCAUAAAUGAAAGGAAGGGAAGGUCAAUAUAAGGAGGAGAAUCGUCAUAGUUUAUUUAACCUGUAAAUGCAGCCGGGCAAACUGAAGGCAGUUUGACGCCCUGGUGGAAGCAUCCCACAGGUCAGGUAGCAUUUAAGAUCCUUUUAAAGAAGUCUGUUCUGGUAUCACAGCUACUGUAUGAACGGUUUGUUUCUGUUUCUCUUAUUGUUGAUUAUUUGCUCUGUUAAUGACGUUGUCUUUAAGAACCAAUAAAAAAGCCAGGACAAACCAGCCGCAGUCAUCUGGUGGAGAUGUUAACCACGUGUACAUUUUUUAAACCAAACAGUGAAUGAUGAUCCUUUCAGUCUGCUGUAAAAGCAUAAAACACAAUUUAUUAUUCAUUCUGAUUCACACAUGUCCAAGUAAGUUGUCUUUACCUCAGUGUGGUAACGAGCUCAGUAGUGCCCCCUGAGGCGGAGGGCUAAAGGUGUAUUUGGUGUUUUUCCUCCCAACAACCACAGGGGGCAACACUGAGCCAAAACACUGAAAAUCAGACUUAAACAAUAAACUAGUUUAGAUUUGUUCUUUGUCUGAUGUGAUUUUCAAAAGGUUUUUUUGUCAGUUUUACCUCAAGAAACUUAAAGGAUGAUGAUUAACUGACUGGUUGGAUAAAUUUGUGACGGGUUAACUCGACCACCUCCAGUAAAGAGAAGCUAUACCUGAGCUUUUUUUUUUUUUUGGAGGGGGGGGGGGUCUUCCACUUUGGCUGCUAUUGUGGACUUUUAAAUAUCAGUGUUUCAAAAACUCUGACCAUCAACUGCUUAUACGUAACAGUGACCUUUGACCUCUUGCUGCCGGUGAUGGAGCUAAGACUGCCAGCGGCUGUCAAUCAAAAGCUGACACUUCCCUUCUGUUUCUGUGACGGGCAUUUCUAACAUGUCCUCAAGUUUUUUUUUUAAAUCUCUUUUAACUAUGAAAAUAUAGUUAACAUAAAAAAAAAAAAAAAAAGCUCUGACGUGAAUUUUUGAUUCUAGCGGAUGACAAAAUUGACUUUUUAAAAAUCCUCCUCCAUGUGCUGGUAGUUUCUCCCUCUCAGAUUUCUUUUUUAUAUUCUCAGUCGUCUAUUUUUUUUUUUUGCCUGGUUGAUAGAUUUCUUUGCAUCUUUAAAAAGUGUGAAGAUCGUACUAUGAAAGCAAUAUUCUAUCUCUCUGUACCUGUAUGAAGAUUUUCACUGAAGGAUUUUAAAUUCUGUCCUGACCUGUUGGUCCGGUUUUUGUGUUUAUCAUAAAACACGUCUUAAAAAAGUGUAACUUUUUUCUUUUUUUUUUAAUCUUUGUUUUAUUUCAACACACUUUAUGCAUCUUAACUGAGUGUGAAUGCCAUAUCAAUGCAAUCAUUUACAUGCAUGAUGAACACAACGAACAAAGAGAUGAAUUUUGAAUGAGCAAAUCUUCCGAGUGUGAAGUGACAGUUCGGUCCUCUGCUGUGGGAUCGUGAAUCUAAACACUCUUUAUUAUAGAUACACACAGGACAAACAUGCAGGGUACAGCCGACUGAAAACAUCACAAAGUUGAAAAUGAUUUGAGCCAUUGUGUCGGGUCGAGUCUGUUUUCAGCAGAAACAAACAGAACAUGUUUUACACGUAUGUGUCUUUGUUUGUGUGCUCGGAUGUACGGCGUCCUCAGGUCCUUUGAAAGGCGCUACAUGACUUCAAGCUAUCAUUACUGUUCUUAUUCUAGUUACAUCACGACAGACUGAAGUGACUCUAUAUGACUGUUGGAUGAGCUCGUACGUACCCUGCGUGUUUGUGUGUCUGUGCUGUUCUGUUCACAUCAGCCUCAGUCUGUCGGCAGAGAUGAAAUGAUGAAUAAAAUACCUUUUGCUUUAUCA
This is a messenger RNA of Labrus bergylta (ballan wrasse), 12107 nucleotides long. The record is from RefSeq and is a predicted model, not a curated record. NCBI's taxonomy places the organism in Eukaryota, Metazoa, Chordata, Actinopteri, Labriformes, Labridae.